GAAAUGAAGGUCAAAUAAAUAAAACUCUCCUUAUUAAUCAUUCUACCUGAAGGGGGUUAACGACUCGUUCCAAGAUCUUAAUACCCGACCAAUUAUUAUCCAUCUGCCAAUUUGUUUGCUGUCCAUAGAAAAGCGCCAAACGCGUUGGGCUUCUUCAAUAAUUUGAUAGCUUGUGCUUCGGCGUAGAGAAGUACCAUAUUCACCGCCGGGAUUAGCCUCGACCUACUUCAACAGCCGCUGCCGCCGUACGAUCGACCGUGUAUGCCAAUCGUCAUUGUUGGCUCGUUCGUGUGUUUAAACCUACCCUACUCUCCCUCUCUUCUCCAAACUCGCACUGACAGAUGUCGUUCUGGUAGAACUUGUUUACCUACACUUGCGCAACAAGUCAACAACCGGGGCUAGCCCCUCACGAACCUUUGGGAUACAGAACUUCGGCAGAUCACAUAGGAACCAUUGGCAAUUUCCAUUAUCUUUCAUGAAAACCUACCAACAUCGCACUAUCAAUUUACAUCCAAGGAAUUCAAGCUACACCAGGAGGGUGCUAUUGGAGGUUUCCAUCUGCGUAUCAACAAACCGUUGCAGUUGAAUAUCCAUUAUCGUAUUUGGUGCCAUUCAGCGACAAACGGGAGUUAAGCCACUGCUAUCGAGUAAUUUGCCGCAGUCUUUAUAGCCUCAUCAAAAUAGGAUCGGCGUAUUCACCACAGCAACUCAAGUGACGCGACCUUUUGACUUUGAAAUUAGAAUUGUUGGCGGACAAGAACAAGGGAGCCCACAAAUCGACGACAUCCAAAGCGUAUCAAAUAAUAGAGAUUUUGUGUCUUUUGCAUCUUCCUGAGAGUAGUUUUCCAAGAUGAAAGGUUUCAGACAGAGGGUUCUUUCGCGCUCAAAAGAUCCAAACAAAACAAAAUCUAAGAAGGGGGAAUCAUCAAAGGAUGGCACAUCUUCACCUUCGCAAUCCAAUUCACAAGGAGCCGGACAAUCGCCUGCAGUAACACCCUCAUCUUCGAGUACGACGCUUAAUGAUUUGCGAAAUAAACCACUGCCUCCUAAUGAUGGUACAUCUUCAGCCGGUGUAGUUGUGCAACCACCAUUGAACCCGGCAGCUCUUGGUGCAAUGUCUGCCCCGGAUCGAUUCAACACAGGAGGAGGUUCCCCCAGUCCUGGGACACCAAAUCGUCAUGGGGCACUUCCUCCUAGUGUCGUUAUCAGUCCAAGUGCACCACACAUCCCUCCUCCAGGUGCUGCAGAAACAAUGCCGCAUGACCUCGCUCCCCCCAAGGCUGGUGCGAAGUCAUCAAUGUUCGACCGGUUACAGACAACUCCAAAGGAUGUCCCAGAAGGCAUUAGAACACCAAAGCGACAACAUUCUUCGAGAUUCGAUAUUUCUCCCCUCCGCGAAUUGGAAAAGCUGCCAGGUUUCCACGAGGUACCUCCCAAUCGCCGCCAAGACCUCUUUAUGCAAAAGAUUGAUCAAUGUAAUGUCAUAUUUGAUUUCAACGAUGCAAGCGCGGAUAUGAAGUCCAAGGAAAUUAAGAGACUAGCUCUUCAUGAACUUCUUGAUUACGUUGCCAACAAUAGACAAGUCAUCACUGAGGCUAUGUAUCCAAAGGUGGUCGAGAUGUUCAGUAAAAAUCUUUUCCGUCCAAUACCACCUCCUAUGAACCCUCAAGGAGAAGCUUUCGACCCCGAGGAAGACGAACCAGUUCUUGAGGUUGCUUGGCCACAUAUUCAAGUCGUAUAUGAGUUCUUCUUGAGAUUUAUUGAGAGUCAAGACUUCAACACCAAUAUUGCGAAGGCAUUCAUAGACCACAGUUUUGUAUUACAAUUACUUGAACUCUUUGAUUCGGAAGACCCCCGCGAGCGAGAUUUCUUAAAGACAACCCUCCACAGGAUAUAUGGAAAAUUUCUCAACCUCCGGUCAUACAUUCGAAGAUCUAUUAACAACGUAUUUUUCCAAUUUGUUUAUGAGACGGAACGUUUUAAUGGUAUUGCUGAGCUAUUGGAGAUUCUUGGGUCUAUUAUUAACGGUUUUGCUCUUCCAUUAAAGGAAGAGCACAAACUGUUUUUGACAAGAGUCUUAAUACCAUUACAUAAAGUCAAGAGUCUGAGUAUGUAUCAUCCUCAACUUGCAUACUGCAUUGUUCAAUUCCUGGAAAAGGAUGCAGCUUUAACAGAAGAGGUUGUUUUGGGCUUGCUCCGCUAUUGGCCUAAGGUGAACAGCACGAAAGAAGUCAUGUUCCUUAACGAAGUGGAGGAUAUUUUCGAGGUAAUGGACCCAGCAGAAUUCGCUAAAGUUCAGGAGCCUCUUUUCCAUCAACUGGCAAAAUCAGUUGCGAGUCCACAUUUUCAAGUUGCAGAACGUGCGUUAUACUUCUGGAAUAACGAAUACUUUUGCAACCUGGUCAGCGACAAUGUUGAGAUAAUCUUACCAAUUAUGUUCGCACCAUUAUAUGAGAAUUCCAAAGGCCAUUGGAACAGAACGAUCCACGGCAUGGUUUACAACGCAAUGAAGCUAUUUAUGGAGAUCAACCCUCAGCUUUUUGAUGAUUGCUCUCACGAUUACACCGAGCACCAGAACAAUGCUGAAGCUAGAGAACAAGCCAGAGGAAACAAAUGGAAAGCUUUGGAGGAACAAGCAGGAAGGUCGAAAACUAAUGGAGCCGCCUUACCUACAGGGCCAGCUUCUCCUUCAAGAACCAAAGCAACCCCUUUACGAGCAGAUGAUGUAGAUCCGAUGACAGAGGACAAUCAGAAGAGGCUAGACUCCUUGAAACUUCAAGAUGGAGAUCGUCGAGAGCGAAGACCCACUCACGAUCGACAAAACUCGGUAGGAUCUUCCAGAAGCCAGCGAUGAUUGUUGUUAGUACCAUGCCGCUUUGUUUCUGCUUUCAAGGAGCCUUGCUGGGGGAGUGAGGAGUUGUCAUUUGUCCUGAUUAGAAUUUUUGGCUCACGCGUACCAUGUCUUCAUUAUCUUCGUCCUCUUCGCCUUCCUGUCCAUUAAUCCUCUCGCCUGCAAGCAUGUUUAUUCAUCCCUAUACCUACACUUAAUUAUUUCUUGUUUGGUCUCGUUUGGUCUCGUUUGCUCAGAGUUCAUUCGUUGACUAAAUACGUUUUCAGAGCAAUUCCAUGUCGGGUCUCGAUUUCGGUUUCGAUACGGAUGCUAAUCGUUCCGUGAGCGGCACCUCUACAACUGCGGUUGUCGGACUUGUUUCGUCAUCUACCUCGACGGUGCCGAAAAAGGAAUUGGAUGGUGAUCCAGAAACGAGCGAUCAUUCUUUUAUCGACGACCAAGCUAGUCUUCUCUCUUGAGGUUACGGGUGGAAGAAAAAUGGUCAAAUUAUGCAGAUCAAUUUGGUUAGGCUGGGAUUGGUGUGGCGGGAUCGGUGUGGUACCUGGAUGAUUGAUAUUGGUUGUGGCUAUGGGUAGGGAGGAAAGGGACUUGAAGCAGAAGAUGAGUGUUGUGGAUGCACAGUAGUAGGAUGGGGUGCUUUUGAUAGGAAAAUAAACAGGAAUAUAAGCAUGUAUGUAUGUCUACAUGCGUGCAUGGAAUGGGCUUGGGAUUGCAAAACUUUUAGGAAGGAGUAGUGCAUUGGUAGUGCAAUUCAUCGGUACUAGCAUGAAAGUAAAUCAAUGAGAAUGAGUUAUAACUAAA
This is a messenger RNA of Botrytis cinerea B05.10, 3652 nucleotides long. RefSeq names its product Bcrts1 (gene Bcrts1). Gene Ontology annotation, cellular component: protein phosphatase type 2A complex. Gene Ontology annotation, molecular function: protein phosphatase regulator activity. The transcript has 5 exons. The record is from RefSeq and is a predicted model, not a curated record. Bases 851 to 2854 code for a protein of 667 amino acids. Gene Ontology annotation, biological process: signal transduction. Lineage: Eukaryota; Fungi; Ascomycota; Leotiomycetes; Helotiales; Sclerotiniaceae.